Messenger RNA from Punica granatum (pomegranate), 2494 nucleotides. NCBI's taxonomy places the organism in Eukaryota, Viridiplantae, Streptophyta, Magnoliopsida, Myrtales, Lythraceae. The record is from RefSeq and is a predicted model, not a curated record.
AAAUGGAAGGACCGAGGCGAUGCCGUUAACUUCCACGACUCAGCUUCCUUUCUUCUUCUUCUUCUUCUUCUUAGAUUACUGUUUCUGCAAUUGCGGAAGAGGCAGCUUAAGCAAGUUCGAUGGCAGUGUCACUCUCUUUACUUCCCCCACAGCCUGUAGCGCCCUUUACCGCCACCCCCAGGCUCGUUCCCGCCCUCAAGCCCCGCAGCUGGCUAUUUAGCUCCAAACCUCAGCCGCCCGGUGCGGCUGCUGCGGUUGACACCUUCACGGAGAAGUCGGGGUACCUCUUCGAGUUGAGCGCGACGGAGGCGGACUCCCUGACGGAGUACGACAUAUCGAGGAUUGCCUCCAUCUACAGGCGCAAGCCUUUCGUUCUGCUCCGGCGCCUUCUCCAGGUUGGGACCACCCUCGGCCGCUGGUUUGCCUUGCGGUACCUCGACAGCGUCAAUGAUCGGUCUGUCGAGAUGUUCAAGAUUAGAGCAGAAGAACUCCGGCAGAUAUUGGUAGAACUUGGCCCGGCAUAUGUAAAGGUUGCCCAAGCUGUUUCUUCACGGCCGGAUUUGAUACCUCCUGAAUAUCUGGACGAACUGUCGCUGUUGCAAGAUAAAAUAGCUCCAUUUUCUACUGAGGUUGCUUUCAAUACAAUAGAAAAGGAACUUAACUUGCCUAUUGAUGAGUUAUUUGCGGAGAUUUCACCAGAGCCUAUAGCAGCAGCAUCCCUUGGACAGGUUUAUCAAGCAAGGCUUUGUCGCAGGGGGGAGGUUGUCGCUGUAAAAGUGCAAAGGCCAGGAGUUCAAGCUGCUAUUGCCUUGGAUAUUUUGAUUCUACGAUAUUUGGCCGGGGCGAUUCGGAGAGCUCGCAAAUUGAACACUGAUCUUCCUGCAGUAGUUGAUGAGUGGGCAUCGAGUCUGUUUCGGGAGAUGGACUACAGAAAAGAAGCAAACAAUGGCAUCAAGUUUAGGGAGCUCUAUGGUGAUAUACCAGAUGUCUCUGUUCCAGAGAUGUAUGUGGAUUACACGACUAGCAAGGUUCUUACAAUGGAAUGGAUAGAGGGACAAAAGUUGUCGGAAGUAAAGGAUCUUUACUUGAUCGAGGUGGGGGUUUACUGCUCAUUCAAUCAACUUUUGGAACGUGGAUUUUAUCAUGCAGAUCCACACCCGGGAAAUCUUCUUCGUACAUAUGAUGGGAAACUUGCUUAUAUAGAUUUUGGUAUGAUGGGUGAAUUUAAACAAGAACUACGCGAUGGAUUUAUCGAAGCUUGUCUGCAUCUAGUUAAUCGUGAUUAUGAUGCGCUGGCCAAGGAUUUUGUCACUCUUGGGUUUCUUCCCCCAACUGCGGACAAGGACGCUGUUACAAAGGCUUUAACAGGUGUCUUUCAGAAUGCCGUUGCAAGAGGGGUCCGCAAUAUAAGCUUUGGAGAUCUAUCGGGAAACUUGGGAACCGCCAUGUACAAGCUCAAAUUCCAAAUACCUUCGUACUUUUCUCUUGUCAUCAGAAGCCUCGCUGUAUUGGAGGGAAUUGCUAUCAGUUUCAACCCCAAUUAUAAAGUCUUGGGCAGUACAUACCCAUGGAUUGCCAGAAAAGUAUUAUCUGACAGUUCACCGAAACUGAGGGCUUCUCUGCAAGAACUGCUUUAUGAGGAUGGUACUUUUCGGAUUGAUCGACUGGAAUCUCUACUCGCAGAGUCCCUCCGUGCCAAGACCAAGAAGGCCUUGGUUAAAAAAUCUGUAAAAGAAGAUGAUCCCAGGUUGGCUGUCAAGCAAAUUCUCUCUUUCACAUUAACUGAAAAGGGCGGUUUCUUGAGGGACAUAAUUCUUGACGAAUUUGCUAAGGGUUUAGAUGCACUUGGUCUAGCUACCAUGGCAAGCACACCUGUUGGGAGUUCUAUCUCGUUCUUCCGCAUGACCGACGAAGACACAGUCAACUUGCAAACAUUGCGUCGGCUGUUGCUAUUACUAUCAGGAAUUCAAAGUGAUGAGAGUUUCAGUCAGGAAGUAGAGUUGGGGUCCCUGCAGAGUUUCCAACUGCGGUAUUUGGAAGAAGCGUUGGGUCGACUUUCAUCAGUUCAAGAAAUGCUGCCCACCCUUUCUGUUAUUUCAGAGCUCCCCCCAGAAAUGCAGCAACGGCUACUGAGUCUACCCGGUGAUCUAGCUGGAAGAAUAAUUUCUCGAGCUACUGCCCGUACCAUCCGUAGAAUAUUCCUGUGAUCGGGGCCCGUAAAUAACUGAUGGAAGUGAUAUAUCGCUUUCGCCUGCUAAACUUCAGGCUGCUCACUGCAUGAAGUCAUCCAAGGAUCGAUCGCCCGCCGGGGAUCGAUCGGGAACGUUUGUGCAGGAAAAGAAAGAUAUUGGUCCAGAGCUAGUUUUAUUUUUAUUCAUUUUUUGUCAUUACCAUGAUAAGUUGUGCAUUCCGCCGACCUGAACAGACAGCUCACUGUUGGGGUUAGGGAUGUACUCAACCAAACAAUAACGCAGCAAUUAAUCUUCCUCCCCUA